AUGUCAGAAACACUGGUUUUACAUCUCAGACUUCCUUCUGAGCGAUUUCGAGACACCUUAGAUUCUCUGAAAGAAAAAGAUAGCUCCCGCACUUCUUCGCCGACCCAAGCAUCGAAAACACAAGACAAACUUGCACAGCUGAAAAAGCCCAGGGCUCCUUAUGGAAUGGGUCCUAGAGCCAUUAGGCGAAGAGAAAAGGCCGAAAAGGAACGUCAAGGCACAACCAUUGAAGAAACGAAUGGUCCUUCCCAUCCCUCUUCUGGAAGCGUGACUCCUACGCAAGCUGCUUCUCGUUCUGCUCCCAAGGCAAAUGCUAAUUUGAUAAAUGCGGGUUUGCGAGCCCUCGACAGAUCUGGCAAACCUUGUCGAAAAUGGGAAAAGAAACCUAUUUCUAUUCGAAGUGUCUCCGCUACUGUCUGGAAACUUCCAACUUGGUUAGGGACUUCAGAUGUAAACGGUUUUGAAACUCCCUCUUCUUCUCCUAGAUCGAUGACUCAAGAUAGUCAUCAAGAGCAAAAUGAAUCAAUCCCUGCCAAUCCGGAAUCUAGCUCUACCGAAGUUGCCUCCCCUACCGAAUCAAUGGUCAGUUAA
Schizosaccharomyces osmophilus is the source of this 591-nucleotide messenger RNA. It is a transcript of the gene ies4, whose product is annotated as Ino80 complex subunit Ies4. Lineage: Eukaryota; Fungi; Ascomycota; Schizosaccharomycetes; Schizosaccharomycetales; Schizosaccharomycetaceae. The record is from RefSeq and is a predicted model, not a curated record. Gene Ontology annotation, cellular component: Ino80 complex. Gene Ontology annotation, biological process: chromatin remodeling. The transcript has a single exon. The coding region runs from base 1 to 591 and encodes 196 amino acids.